AGAAUUCAAUCAGACACAAUCUGUCCCUUCACAAUCGGUUCAUGCGGGUACAAAACGAGGGUACGGGGAAAUCAUCAUGGUGGAUGAUCAAUCCUGACGCGAAGCCGGGCAAGUCCGUCAGACGACGGGCUGCAUCGAUGGAGACGUCCAAAUUCGAAAAACGAAGAGGCAGAGUAAAGAAGAAGGCUGAAGCAUUACGAAACGGCGCACCAGCAGACGCCACCCCAAGUCCAAGUAGCUCAAUAUCAGAAAGUCAAGAUAUGUUCCCAGACUCACCGAUGCACAGCAGUUUCCAGUUGUCGCCGGACUUCCGUCCGAGGGUGUCUUCGAACGCGUCAUCGUGUGGCCGCCUGUCUCCGAUCCCAUCAAUGAUCCCGACAGAACCUGAUUGGGGUCCAGAUUAUGCUGACUACACUACCAACGAUUACGCUCAAACGGACUUCGGACAAGACGAACUUGCUGGCUCUCUCGCCGAUUCCAUGAAACUGGCAGGAACAGAUCCAUUCCUUAACACGUACGUUCCAACAACCACAUCUUCGUCUUCGGGGGGCAGCUACCGGUAUAGCCCUUAUAGUGGGUGUCCGCGACACCCGCACGGGGGCUGCACGUGCUCCCUGUACACGCACCCCGCGCACCCAGCUCAUCCAACGCGUCCUCACCAACAUGCACUUGAUCAUUUCGUCAGGCCGCCACCUCCUGCGGACCCUGCUGAUAUUAUGCAAACAGAAAACAAUCAGCCGCAAAUGGUGACGACCUCAGAUGCAGCCCUUAUGAACGGCGGCAUGAUGGUACAAACAGGAGCGAUGGGGCCCACCACAGUGAUGGGUCAGAUCAUGGGCGCGUUAAACACGGGGCUCUCGGAAGACCUCAACAUUGAGACCCUCGACCACGCAUUCGACUGUAAUGUUGAUGAGGUCAUUAAACACGAGUUAAGUAUGGAAGGCACGCUUGACUUCAACUUCCCGCAGCAGCACAGUGGCAUGGCAGCGGAGGCUGAGAGCCAGUUUGCUGCGCCCGCGCCGCCUGUCCCGACCACGUUGUCGGGAGGCAACGGGGCUCGAACGCCCUACUCCGUCGCCCCCUCCUGGGUCCACUGA
Molecule: messenger RNA, 1097 nt
Organism: Spodoptera littoralis (African cotton leafworm)
Lineage: Eukaryota; Metazoa; Arthropoda; Insecta; Lepidoptera; Noctuidae
Source: the annotation of a GenBank genome assembly